AUGGGUCACUACGUCACUAUCGCAACUUGUAACUUGAAUCAAUGGGCUCUUGAUUUUGAAGGUAAUAGGGACCGGAUCCUUGAAAGUAUUAGGCAAGCUAAGAAUCAAGGAGCCAAGCUUAGGGUGGGUCCCGAGUUGGAAGUGUGCGGAUACGGAUGCUUGGAUCAUUUCUCUGAAAACGAUCUAUACGACCAUUCGUGGCAGAUGUAUUCUGAGAUUUUGAGCCACCAUGAUACUUCUGACAUUAUCUUGGAUAUUGGAAUGCCCAUAAUCCACAAGUCUAUCAAGUACAACUGUCGAAUCUUAUCUUACAAUCAACGGAUCUUGUUGAUUAGACCAAAGUUGUACUUAGCAAAUGAUGGAAAUUAUAGGGAAAUGCGCUACUUUACUCCCUGGAACAGACCAAAGUAUCAUGAAAUUUUUCCUCUUCCGAAGAGAAUUCAAAAGUUGACUGGUCAGUCCUCUGUAGUCAUCGGUGACUGUGUCUUGGCAACCUUAGAAACCAAGCUUGGUGCCGAAACAUGUGAAGAAUUGUUUACUCCUCAAUCGCCUCAUAUUUCAAUGGCUUUAGAUGGAGUGGAAAUUAUCACCAAUUCUUCUGGUUCUCAUCAUGAACUCAGAAAGUUAGAUACGAGGUUGGAAUUAAUCACCGAGGCAACCAAGAAGUGUGGAGGCGUUUAUCUCUAUGCUAACCAGAAGGGUUGUGAUGGAGAUCGUUUGUACUAUGAUGGAUGUGCUUGUAUUAUAGUUAACGGAAAAAUGGUUGCCCAAGGAUCUCAAUUUUCCCUUUCUGAUGUUGAGGUGGUUCUGGCCACAAUAAACUUGGAUGAUGUUCGAGCCUACCGUAACCAGAAGUCUGCUGCCCUUCAGUCCGUCAAUGAGACAACGCCAUACCACACCAUUGAUACUGAAAUUGAGUUGUCUCCACCAUCAUAUGAUCUUGACCCGAACAUUAGACCAACAAAACCGUUGAAGAAGAUUCGAUACCAUUCACCCGAAGAAGAGAUUGCUUUAGGACCGGCAUGUUGGUUAUGGGAUUAUUUGCGUAGGUCGAAAACGGGUGGGUUCUUUUUGCCAUUGAGUGGAGGUAUCGAUUCCUGUGCCACCGCAGUAAUAGUCCAUUCCAUGUGCCGACUUGUGGUUCAAGCAAUUGAAGAUGGGAAUGAACAGGUACUAUUGGACAUUCGUUCUUUAACCAAGGAACCAGAAUUUUUUCCGAAAUCACCACAAGAAAUUGCGCAUAGGUUAUUUUACUCUUCGUUUAUGGGCACCGUUAAUUCAUCAAGAGAAACUCGCGCUCGAGCUAAGACGUUGUCAUCAAAAAUUGGAUCCUACCAUAUUGACAUGAAUAUGGACACUUUAGUUGAUGCGGUGAUAAAUGUUUUUGAGGUUGCAACGGGAAAGAAGCCGAUUUUCAAGAUAUUUGGUGGCACACAAACCGAGAAUCUUGCUUUGCAGAAUAUUCAAGCACGUUUGCGAAUGGUGUUGAGUUAUCUUUUCGCUCAGUUAUUGCCUUGGAGUCGUAAUAGGGAGGGCGGCUUACUUGUUUUGGGGAGUGCAAACGUGGAUGAGUGUUUGAGAGGAUACCUAACAAAGUAUGACUGCUCUAGUGCCGAUAUCAAUCCAAUUGGAGGUAUUUCGAAGACAGACCUCAAAGCAUUUAUUAAAUGGGCAGAACAGGAGUUUGAUUUGCCUAUCUUGAGAGAAUUCUUGGAUGCGACUCCUACGGCGGAGUUAGAACCUAUCACCGAAAAUUACGUUCAAUCUGAUGAGGUAGACAUGGGGAUGACUUACGAAGAACUAUCGAGCUUCGGACGCUUGAGAAAGGUUGAAAAGUGUGGUCCCGAAGCAAUGUUUAUGAAACUUUACCAUGAAUGGUCCCAACCACCUUACAAUUAUAGUGUUGAUCUCAUCGCUGAAAAGGUGAAGCGCUUUUGGUUUUUCUAUGCAAUUAACAGGCAUAAAAUGACGACAAUGACCCCAGCCUAUCAUGCAGAGCAAUAUUCUCCAGACGACAACAGAUUCGAUUUGAGACCGUUCUUAAUUAACCCACGAUUCCCUGUCGCCAGCAAGAAUAUUGAUGAAUAUGUCAAGAAGAUUAACGAGCGCAACGACGCCCUUAAAUCCGGUGACUUAGAAAUCGAUUAG
This is a messenger RNA of Sungouiella intermedia, 2148 nucleotides long. Lineage: Eukaryota; Fungi; Ascomycota; Pichiomycetes; Serinales; Metschnikowiaceae. The record is from the annotation of a GenBank genome assembly.